This is a messenger RNA of Caenorhabditis sp. 36 PRJEB53466, 5923 nucleotides long. The record is from the annotation of a GenBank genome assembly. Lineage: Eukaryota; Metazoa; Nematoda; Chromadorea; Rhabditida; Rhabditidae.
AUGAUGCGACCGUUUUGGAUAGGGCUUGUGUGGCUCCUACUCGCACCGCUGCUCCAGUCCCAACAGGUGCGUCAGGCGACGAACGAAGAUCGGUGUCAGGACCGGUCGUGUUACCCGAUCACGGGAAAUCUGCUCAUCGGAAGAAAGAGCCAGCUGAAGGCGUCGUCGACGUGCGGUCUCGAACGCGCUCAACGCUUCUGCAUUGUGUCGCAUUUGGAGGAGGAGAAGAAGUGCUUCAAGUGUGAUUCGAGGGAUCAGGCGAGCCGACAAGGACAUCGGUGAGUUUGAAUCGGGUGUAAUAGUGCGAGGGGGAGGAGAAGCGGCCGGAAUUGAUUAAUUGCCCCGGAGGAGCGCAGGGGCGAGCCACUUUUUCUUUUUGCUCUUCAUUCAAUCAGAACAGGGGCAGAAGCACAAGAAGAACUAAUAAAUUCUUUUUUCAGUAUCGAAAACGUCGUCAAGGAAGUGAUCGAAUCCAAAAACCCGUGGUGGCAAUCGGAGAAUGGCGUUCAAAACGUCACAAUCCAGCUGGAUCUCGAAGCGGAAUUCCACUUCACCCACUUGAUCAUGACGUUCAAGUCGUUCCGUCCGGCCGCCAUGAUCAUCGAACGAUCGGCAGAUUUCGGAAAGACGUGGCAAGUGUACCGAUACUUUGCCUACGACUGCGACAGUAACUUUCCCGGAAUUGCGGAGGGACCGCCCAAGAAGCACAGCGAUGUGAUUUGCACUUCGCAGUACUCUGACGUGGCACCGUCGACGGGCGGAGAGCUAAUCUACAAGGUCAUUUCGCCGCACAUUGUGACCGAGAAUCCGUACGCCGACGAGAUUUCGCAACUUUUGAAGAUCACAAAUCUUCGGUUCAACUUCACAAAACUACACACUCUCGGCGACGAUCUUCUCGACUAUAGGUACAAUUUGCACCGCCUUUUUGACGUGACACCUCUCUCAUUUCAGGCCAGAAAUCGACGAGAAGUACUACUACGCCAUCUACGAGAUCGUCGUCCGAGGAUCGUGCUCCUGCUACGGUCACGCCUCCAGAUGCAUCCCGAUCGAUCCGCGUGUGAGCGCGAACACGGUGAUGGAGCGAGCGGAUAUUGUGCACGGACGGUGCGAGUGCAUGCACAACACGGAGGGACUGAACUGCGAAAAGUGCAAAGCGUUCUACAACGAUCUGCCAUGGAGACCGGCGAUCGGAGACGAGAAGAACGAGUGCAGACAGUGUAAUUGCAAUCGGCACGCGUUGAGAUGUCACUUCGACAGAGCCGUUUAUGAAUCGAGUGGUGAGUAGAGGAGAGUCUUCUAUCUUUGAAAACCCGAAUCUCGAGAACCACCGAUUGUACGAGAACGUGAUCAACUAGAAAGUUGUUGCAAAUCUUGUGCCAAUCAACUUUGUAGUUUAAAGUUUUGCGCCAAAACUUGUCGUUUUCGAGUUAUGCUUCAAUUUCUGAUGAUGUUCACUUAAUUUAUUCGAAACCCCUCGAAUUUCCAGGCUUCGUGUCGGGAGGAGUCUGUGACGACUGUAUGCACAACACGCAGGGAAAGAAUUGUGAGCAGUGCAAACCGUUCUUCUACCGUGAUCCGAGACGGACCAUCGACGAUCCGCACGUGUGUUUGCCGUGCGAGUGCGAGAAGGCCGGAUCGCAGAAUAAGGUGGGACAUUGUGUUCCCUUUGGAGCCUUCCUAAACCUCCGAUUUUCAGGGCAUUUGCGAGGGAGAAGAGGACGCCGAACGUGGACUCGUCGCCGGAAAGUGCUACUGUAAGACGAACGUCGACGGAAACCGGUGCGACAGAUGCAAGAACGGCUACUGGAACCUGACCGAAUCGAACAUUGACGGAUGUGUGGCGUGCACGUGCAACCUGCUCGGAACCUAUAAUAACGAGGGGUGCGACAAGUACACGGGAAUGUGCACUUGCAAGCGGCUCGUGACCGGAGAGAACUGCGAUCAGUGUCUGCCCGAACACUACGGACUGUCGGAUCACGUCGACGGGUGCAAGGCGUGCGAUUGUGACAUCGGAGGCUCGUACGACAACACGUGCGAUCUGACGAGCGGACAGUGCAAGUGUCGAGAGGGAUUCAGCGGACGACGGUGCGAGACGGCCGACUCUUCGUUCUACUGCGCCGACAUCACGCACUACGUCUACGAGGCCGAGUACGCGAACCUGACGCGCGGAGAAGUCAAGACUCGCGAGUGGCCAUCGCAGCCGCACGAGCAAACGUGGACCGGCGAGGGAUUCGCGCAAGUCGCCGAAGGAUCCAUCAUCACCAUCAAUCCAAUCGUCGAGGUGUCGCAAAAGUACAACGUGAUCAUUCGCCACGACGGAGCCAGAGAUCCGGUCGGAUGGGAGAACGUGCAGAUCACGAUUGUGCGGCCGGAGACGGAAGGAGCCGGCUUCUGUGCCGACUCUCCGCCGUCCGAUGACUUCCUCAUCGCCCGAAUCUAUCCGGGAUCGCGAUAUAUCGAAGUGCAACCAGCGAUCUGUCUGGAGGCCGGAGUUCAGUACGAGAUCCGAGUGCAGUUCAACGAGAAGCGCACGAAUUCGCAUCCGAACGAACGGGCGGCCGCCAACAUUCUCAUCGACUCGAUCCUCCUCGCCCCGCCCACCACCGAUCUUCACAUCUUCCAAGGAUCGGCGAGAGCCGAGCAGCAUCGUGACGAGUACAACAGAUAUCAGUGCAGACAUCUCGCCCUCUCGCUUACCCUCUUCAAGGAUCAGCGGAACGAGGUGUGCGAGAGGUACGUGUGUCCCGUCGCCGCCGCUCUUCUCAACAAGACGAGCGAGUGCAACUGCGACGCGACCGGCUCCGUCUCCGGAAUCUGUAGUGUGCUCGGAGGACAGUGCGAAUGCAAACCGAACGUCGUCGGAAGACGAUGCGAUCAAUGCGCCAUCGGAACCUACGGAUUCGGACCGUCCGGAUGCCAGAAGUGCGAUUGUGACGCCGUCGGAUCGCUCGGAAACGAUUGUGACAAGCAGUCCGGACAGUGUGUGUGCCGUGAGAAGGGCAUCUACGGAAGACAGUGCAACCAGUGCCAGCCCGGUUUCUGGGGCUUCCCCGAGUGCCGGACGUGUCAGUGCAACGACCACGCGAACAUUUGCGAUCAGUCCACGGGAGCGUGUAUCGAAUGCCGCGACCUCACCACCGGACACUAUUGCGAUCGCUGCCAAGACGGUUAUUAUGGAGAUCCGAGACUCGGCGUCGGCAUCCCGUGCAAACCUUGCCCGUGCCCCGGUGGACCGACCAGCGGAUAUCAGCACGCGGACACGUGCUACCUACGAAACUCUGGAAACAACACGCAGGACAUUGUGUGCAACUGCAAGUCCGGAUACCAGGGAGAGCGGUGCGGUGAGUGCGCCCAGAACCAUUGGGGAUCGCCGAGAGAGGUCGGAGGAUCGUGCGAACGGUGCGAUUGUAACGGAAACAUUGACAUGUCGGCGGAGGGAAGUUGCGAUGCGACGACCGGCGAAUGUCUCAAGUGUCUGCAUCAUACGGAAGGAGCGCAGUGCGAGCAUUGUGUGGAUGGUUACUACGGAGAUGCCAAGAUGAAGACCUGUCAGGGAUGUGUGUGCAAUCAAUUGGGAACCAACUCGACCAAGGGCGCCUGUGAUCGUGUCUCCGGACAAUGCCCUUGUCACGAGAACGUCGUCGGAAUGCCGUGUGAUCAAUGCGCCGAGAAUCAUUUCAACUUGGCCAGUGGGACGGGCUGCGAGGCGUGCGGAUGUGAUCCGAAUGGAGUCGUCAAUAAUCACGAUGGCGUUCCGCACCUCCAAUGCAACAUCUUCGACGGUCAGUGUCAGUGCAAAGGGGACCGCGGAGGCAGAAAGUGCGAUCAGUGCCAGGACCUGUUCUGGGGAGAUCCGACCACUCCGGACGGCUGCCAUCGUUGCGAGUGCAAUCCGACGGGCGCGAAGAGUCUCCAAUGUCACCGAAACAACGGAACUUGCGAGUGCAACUCUGGAAGCGGCGGAGCUCUGUGCAACGAGUGUGCUCGCGGAUUCACGGGACAAUGGCCGCACUGUCAUCCGUGCGGAGAGUGCUUCCAUCAGUGGGACAACAUUAUGAUGAAGCUGCAGAAGCAGGUGCACGCCCUCAUCGAUACUGCCAACAACAUCGAGGACACUGGAGUCGCGUCGGCCUACGAUUCGGACUUUGAGAAGAUGGAGGAGACGCUGAAGGAGACGAAGAAGGCGUUGGCCGAUGCGAACAUCUCAAAGGAGGACAUCGAGGAGAUGAGCAAGAAGUUGGCGUUGCUCAGGAAGCAAGUGAUCGCCGGAAGAGAAAAGCUCGGAGCCAUCGAAUCCAGAAUCUCCAACAUCACGCAGGCCGUCGAUUUCGCCCAAAAGGACCUGGAACACUUGCAAAAGGAGGCCGAACGAGUGACAAAGGCGACUCUGGAGCUGGAGGACAAGGCGAGCAAGAUCAAGGAGGCCGAUGUGCUCGGAGCGUUCAACAUCACGCGCGAGUCUGGAGCCAAGUCGAUGGAUGCGCAGCGGAGAACUGACGCGGCGAUCGGAAAGUUGGCUGCCGCGGAGAACGAGGCGCUCAGGGCCAGCGAGCUUUUGGAGAAGAACAAGAACGACUUCGAGAAGCAGUACCUGGAGAACGAGGCGGCGCUCAACGAGGCAGACACCCUGCUCCACGGACUUGAGAACUUCUUGCCACGACUCAAUGAGCAAGUGUGCGGAGCUUCGAGUGCCCCGUGCGACGCUCUCUGCGGUGGACCCGGAUCUUGCGGAUUUUGCGGAGGACAGUCGUGCAUGGAGGGAGCCGUGAGCAAGGCGAAUCAGGCGAAGAGCUUCGCCACCGAAGCCGACACCAAGUUGGACGAGAAGCAGAAGGAGGCCGAGGAGGUGCUCGCCAUCGUCAGAGACGUGCUCACUUCGACGACUCAGGCCAAGGCGCAGGCGGAGAAGGCGUACGAUGUGGCGAAGCACACUGCGCAGAGGGCGAACGCAUCGAGAGCCGGACUCGACAAGAUCACCGAGGAGAUCAGCGAGUUCUUGAACGCGCAGAAAAGCACGCCCGAACAGAUCCGCAACUUGGCCGAGGAGGUGCUGGCCAAACAGAUCAGUCUGACACCCGAGCAGAUCACGGAGCUGACCGGGAAGAUCAAAGAGUCCCUCGCCAAGAUCAACAACAUCCAGGAGAUUCUGAAUGAGACGAGAGGCAAUAAGACGAUUGCCGCGAACCUGGAAGCCCGCGCGGUUGCCGCCAACAAAGAAGCCGAAGAGCUGAAGAAGGCGAUGGACGACAUCAAGGACGCUCUGCAACUGGCCGAACAGGCGCACGCCAACGUGACCACCGUACUCGAGGAGAUCGACGAACUCGGCACGCAGGCGAGAGAACUCAUCGAGAAGGCGCGCAACUCGACGGCGGCCGCAGAGGAGAAGGCGAAGAGUGCGAACGCGACACUGUCGGAGCUGGAGGGCGUGAUGAGCAGUGUGAAGGUCGAGUAUCUGCAGAUCUCCGAGUCGGCCAAGAAUGCGUUGAGCACUGUGGAUGCCGCGUUGGCCGCCGCUUCCAAUGCCGAGCAGAAGAACAAACAGAUUCAGGUGAGAUAUUAUCCAAAGAGGUGGUUUUGAGUAAAAUUGAAAUUUUUAGUCGGAUCUGGAGCGGGCUAACGAGUUGCUCGAGAAGCGAACGGAAGGAAACGAGGCGCCGCAGAAGCGAGCGGAAAAAUUGAGAGAAAGAGCCGCCAAGCUGCUCUAUCAGGCGCAGAGACACAACGACGACAUCGACAGUGAGUACUUCUUCCAUAGACAUCUCUUCAACAACAUCUUCUUCUUCUUCUUUUAGACUUGUCAAAGGACUCGACUGAGAUGCGACUCGACGACUACGAAGCGAUACUGGAGGACUUGAACCGGAGACUGGAGCGAGUGACUCUCGACAUUCACGAGAAGACCGACUUCCACGCGACGUGCGGAUAA